Molecule: messenger RNA, 2524 nt
Organism: Chrysoperla carnea
Lineage: Eukaryota; Metazoa; Arthropoda; Insecta; Neuroptera; Chrysopidae
Product: frizzled-4-like
Exons: 2
Coding region: 28-1413 (461 amino acids)
Biological process (GO): canonical Wnt signaling pathway; non-canonical Wnt signaling pathway
Cellular component (GO): plasma membrane
Molecular function (GO): Wnt receptor activity; Wnt-protein binding
Source: RefSeq, a predicted model, not a curated record
UUGAAUAAAAUUAAAAAUUAUUGAGUGAUGGGAAAUCGAUUAAGUUCUAAAAAUAAGUUAAAUUACUAUGCUAUAGCAGAACAUGUAAUAAUACAUUUAUAUACAAAUGAUAAACCAGAUGAACCAUUUUUAUUAAAUUUAUGGAAUUGUGAGAUGCAAUCAUUUCAAAUACUAUUAAAUCUACAAUGUUCACCGGAUCUACGAUUCUUCUUGUGUUCAUUAUUCGUACCCAUGUGUUCGGAACAUGUAUCAGAACCGAUACUCGCCUGUCGAUCACAUUGCCUGCAAGUACGUAAAGAUUGUGAACCAGUAUUACAAAGUUUAUCAAUGCAUUGGCCAUCCGAAUUACAAUGUGAUCAAUUCCCAGAUCCAAGUGAUCCAACAAAAUUAUGUAUGUUACGACGUGACGAUGAAGAUUAUAAAAUGUUGCCAUAUUUACCAAAUCAAGAGAAUAAUGAUCGAUUUGGCAAUACUGGUAGUAAUAGUAUUUAUUCAACAGAAUGUUUUAAUAAGAAUCUAUUGGAUUCAUCACAACGAUUAUUCCUUGAAAAAUGGUCAACAAGUUGGGGUUGGCUUUGUUUUAUCUCAACUUUGUUCACGCUUUUAACAUGGACUGUGGAACCGACAAGAUAUCGUUAUCCAGAACGGCCCGUACUUUUUAUCGCACUAUGUUAUUUGGUUUACAGUGUUGUGUAUGUGUUACAAGGUGCACUUGGAACCCCUGAACAUGCAGGUCCUUGUCUUGUUAGUGCUGUCACAUUGUAUUACAGUAAUUUAGCAGCAAGUGCUUGGUGGACUGCAUUCGUGUUAUCAUGGUGGUUAAGUGCUGCCCGUGAUUGGUCCACUGAAGCAUUAUCUAUACGGAUGGCACCACGAUUACAUUUAGUUUGCUGGGGUGGACCAUUUAUUGUAACCGGAGGUGUGUUUUGGGGUCAUUUAUCAACUGUUGAUGUGCCCUGUGAAUUACAACGUCCAUUUGCAACAUUAAUCCCGCAUACAAUUUUAAUUAUUGUAAUUAUAAUUUUAUCAUUAUUCACUGCGCAAGCGUUAAUUCAAGUGCGAAAGACAUUAAUUAGUUCCGGACGUUCAGCGAAUAAACUAGAACGUCUUAUGACACGAUUAUCAUUGUAUAUUUUAUUAUAUUUAAUACCAACUGUCGGUUGGCUAAUUACAACUUUAUGGAGUUAUAGUAGUGGUAACACUGAUGAUAAUAAUAUCACUGCUACCAAUAUAGAAAAUUGUGAUACUUUAAGUUUAGAAUUAGUUAUAACAAAAAUAUUUUUAUCGUUGUUAGUUGGUAUUUUAUCUGGUAUGUGGGUAUGGUCGGCUAAGACAUGUAAAGCUUGGCGAAAAGUGUUUGGUGUUACACCACCAGAGAAACAAAGGAGGGCAAUGCCUAUUUCAAGAGUAUAAUGACACACCAAAGUACCUUAAUUUAUUGACAAAAUAAUUUACAAUCAUCGAAUUGAUUUUAUACGCUUAUUUCUUUGAAUAUAAAAGUAAAUUGAGGAAGUAAAUACAAAUAGAGAGGUCCAAAUUAUCACAGCAGGUUUUCUUCAAAUGGUAUAUAAAAAUAAUCACAAUUUCUCAAUAUACUUAUAACGUGGGAACGCGUCCUUUUCUCGAUUAUUGCUAAAAAGGCUUGCUUAGAAAAUUUUGGCUUGUCUCUUAGAAGUAGUGGCCCUUGAUGAAUAUUUGGCAGAGGCUGUCUUUUGCUUUCAAUCAAUUGAACAAUUUUAAUUGUUUUCAAGCACUCUAGCAGCCUGAUGCGCAGUACAAAGACGUUUCAUGUCCUUAUUAUAUAUGUUCUUGUUUAAGACACUUCCUCUGUUUACUUCUAUACUCAAAGGCUUAUUUUAAUAAAUUUAGAACAUGACUGUCAAAGUGUACUUAUAAUACUGUAAGGCUUUAAUGGUAUAGAAUUUAAGGAAGAAAUUUCCAGUUUAAUAGGAAAUUUUAUUAGACUGAUUCAUCAAAAAUAUUUGUUGUCAUAAAACACCCCUAACAGAAUCACUUAGUUCGUAUCGCAUUAGAAAUUCCAUCGAAAGGAUAACUUCUUUUAUAGUUUUUUUAUUCGAUUUUCUAUCGACAUACAGCUCAGGAUCACGCAGACAUCAUGAUCUUUCAAUAAGAGUGAUUAAAAUUUGAUUUAAAAUUCAAUUAUUUAACGUACAAAAGUAAAUUGUCCUUUAUUUUGAAGCUUAGACAUUACAGCUUAGAUGUUGAGUUCAAAAUGUCGAUUAAAUGUCUACCAAAUGGCGAAUCUUUUUUUUUUUGGUCAUGUUUCAAAGAAAAGCUUCAAUUUGGUAUAAAUAUAAGAUGUAUUUAGCUAGAGCAUAACUGAUUCUGCUAAGGGUUAUAUUUAUUUGUAAAAUAAAAAUUGGGAUUCAAGGUUUAAAUAUACCGUACAAAUUUUUUACUGGAUUUUUUUUGCUGAUAACAUAUAUACGUACUAUCGUUUUGUUAAAAUCGAAUUAUGACGACUGACUUUUUCAGACAGUUCAGCCAGUUGACAAAUAAAAUA